This is a messenger RNA of Pezoporus occidentalis (night parrot), 2026 nucleotides long. It is a transcript of the gene PAK3, whose product is annotated as p21 (RAC1) activated kinase 3. The transcript is spliced from 16 exons. Lineage: Eukaryota; Metazoa; Chordata; Aves; Psittaciformes; Psittacidae. Gene Ontology annotation, molecular function: ATP binding; protein serine/threonine kinase activity. Gene Ontology annotation, cellular component: cytoplasm. The coding region runs from base 175 to 1851 and encodes 558 amino acids. Gene Ontology annotation, biological process: regulation of axonogenesis; regulation of MAPK cascade; intracellular signal transduction. The record is from RefSeq and is a predicted model, not a curated record.
GGGGGAGAAAAAAGAUAAAGGAGUCUCCCGGCAGGCAGAGCAAUGUGGAGCUGGUGAGGACCGCGACCGGGCCGCCAGCAUCCCGCCGGCAGCGCGGCCGCAGCCGGGAGGACGAGCGCACCCUCCCCAGCGCGGAAGAGGCCCGAGAGAAGGAGGCUGUGAGGGCUGCUGAAGAUGUCCGAUAGUCUGGAUAUUGAAGAGAAACCUCCAGCCCCACCGUUGAGGAUGAACAGCAACAACCGCGAUUCUUCAGCACUAAACCACAGCUCAAAACCGCUCCCCAUGGCCCCUGAGGAGAAGAACAAGAAAGCCAGGCUUCGCUCCAUCUUCCCAGGAGGAGGGGAUAAAACCAACAAGAAGAAAGAGAAAGAACGUCCUGAGAUCUCUCUUCCUUCAGACUUUGAACAUACCAUUCAUGUGGGAUUUGAUGCCGUCACUGGAGAAUUCACACCAGAUCUCUAUGGCUCACAGAUGUGCACAGGGAAGCUCCCAGAGGGCAUUCCAGAGCAGUGGGCCAGGCUACUACAGACCUCCAACAUAACCAAACUGGAGCAGAAGAAGAACCCACAAGCUGUUCUAGAUGUUCUCAAGUUCUACGAUUCCAAAGAAACAGUUAACAACCAGAAAUACAUGAGCUUUACGUCAGGAGAUAAAAGCGCCCAUGGAUACAUAGAAGCCCAUCCUUCGAGCACUAAAACAGCAUCAGAACCCCCACUAGCUCCCUCUGUUUCUGAAGAAGAGGAUGAAGAUGAUGAUGAAGAGGAAGAUGACAAUGAACCUCCACCGGUUAUCGCACCACGGCCUGAACAUACAAAAUCAAUCUACACGCGCUCUGUAAUCGAACCUGCCGCUGCACCAGCACCAGCUAAAGAAGCCACCACUCCCCAGCCUGAAAACUCAAACACAAGCACUUUGUACAGAAACACAGACCGGCAGCGAAAAAAAUCCAAGAUGACCGAUGAGGAGAUCCUGGAGAAACUGAGGAGCAUUGUGAGUGUGGGAGAUCCUAAGAAGAAAUACACUCGAUUUGAGAAAAUUGGCCAAGGGGCAUCGGGAACUGUUUAUACAGCAAUUGACAUCGCCACAGGACAAGAGGUGGCCAUAAAGCAAAUGAAUCUCCAACAGCAGCCCAAAAAGGAACUAAUUAUUAAUGAAAUCCUGGUCAUGAGGGAAAAUAAGAACCCCAAUAUCGUUAACUAUUUAGACAGCUACCUGGUGGGUGAUGAGCUCUGGGUGGUUAUGGAGUACUUGGCUGGCGGCUCUUUAACCGAUGUGGUUACAGAGACAUGCAUGGAUGAAGGACAGAUAGCAGCUGUCUGUAGGGAGUGCCUGCAAGCGCUGGACUUCCUUCAUUCAAACCAAGUGAUUCACAGAGACAUCAAAAGUGACAAUAUCCUUCUCGGAAUGGACGGCUCUGUCAAAUUGACUGAUUUUGGUUUCUGCGCUCAGAUCACCCCUGAGCAGAGUAAACGGAGCACAAUGGUCGGGACUCCUUACUGGAUGGCACCAGAAGUGGUGACAAGGAAAGCAUACGGCCCCAAAGUGGACAUCUGGUCUCUUGGGAUCAUGGCAAUAGAAAUGGUGGAAGGAGAACCUCCGUACCUUAAUGAAAAUCCUCUCAGGGCGCUGUAUCUGAUAGCUACCAACGGGACACCAGAGCUGCAGAACCCCGAGCGGCUCUCCGCUGUAUUCCGAGACUUUCUGAACUGCUGCCUGGAGAUGGACGUGGACAGGAGAGGGUCUGCCAAGGAGCUGCUGCAGCAUCCAUUUUUAAAGUUAGCCAAGCCUCUCUCCAGCCUGACUCCUCUGAUCAUUGCAGCAAAGGAAGCGAUUAAGAACAGCAGCCGCUAGCGCUCCAGGCCGGUCUCCCAUGCCAGCUCAGAGCAGGACUGAGAACAGAGACUCUGUGAAACCUCAACUCUUGUGCUGCGGGACAGGAUGGAUGCACACACCAACGGUCACAGUCACGGAGGUAGGAGGGAGAACAAUCCAGUCCCUCGAGGAGUAAAACUUAUCAUUUGUCUUC